Ilex paraguariensis (yerba mate) is the source of this 1002-nucleotide messenger RNA. The record is from the annotation of a GenBank genome assembly. Lineage: Eukaryota; Viridiplantae; Streptophyta; Magnoliopsida; Aquifoliales; Aquifoliaceae.
AUGGCCAUGAAUUUUGGGAUCCCGAUGGGUUAUGAUGUUGCUGGUGUGGUGGUCAAGGUGGGAAGCCUAGUGAAACAUCUCAAGGAAGGAGACGAAGUCUAUGGGGAUAUAAAUAAGGAAGCUUACAACCCCAAACAGUUUGGUUCUCUGGCUGAGUACACUGCCGUUGAAGAGAAGCUAUUGGCUAUAAAAACUAAGAAUCUUAGUUUUGCUGAAGCCGCUAGCCUUCCACUUGCCAUUGAGACAGCUUAUGAGGGCCUCGAACGCGCCGGAUUUUUGCCUGGUAAAUCUAUCCUUGUUUUAGGUGGUGCUGGUGGAGUUGGAACUCUGGUAAUUCAGCUAGCAAAACAUGUAUUUGGUGCAUCAAAAAUUGCAGCUACUUCCAGCUCUGGAAAAUUGGAGUUGUUGAAGAGUUUGGGAGCUGAUUUGGCCAUUGAUUACAAUAAGGAGAACUUUGGAGAUCUGCCAGACAAAUUUGAUGUGGUAUAUGAUGCCGUUGGGCAGUGCGAUAAGGCGGUGAAGGCAGUGAAAGAAGGCGGAAGCGUGGUGGCAAUAAUCGGUGCAGUCACUCCACCUGCUUUCAUAUUUGUAGUUACAUCAAAUGGAUCUGUCUUAGAGAAACUAAACCCUUUCUUGGAGAGUGGCAAGGUGAAGGCAGUGAUAGACCCUAAAGGCCCAUUCCCAUUCUCUCAGACCGUUGAAGCAUUUUCUCAUCUCGAAACUGGCAGAGCUAUUGGGCAGUGCGAUAAGGCGGUGAAGGCAGUGAAAGAAGGCGGAAGCGUGGUGGCAAUAAUCGGUGCAGUCACUCCACCUGCUUUCAUAUUUGUAGUUACAUCAAAUGGAUCUGUCUUAGAGAAACUAAACCCUUUCUUGGAGAGUGGCAAGGUGAAGGCAGUGAUAGACCCUAAAGGCCCAUUCCCAUUCUCUCAGACCAUUGAAGCAUUUUCUCAUCUCGAAACUGGCAGAGCUAUUGGUAAGGUGGUGAUAUAUCCAGUCCCAUGA